AUGCACGGAACAAGUAGCUCGUGCUCAGAUAUGAACCCGAGACGAGCAAGAUGGACACAAAAGGAAAAAGCCCCGGCAACCAGUGAGUGAGUGAGAUGAGAUCCCGAACAAAACGCCCAUGUGGAAGAGAUCUGCUGAAAGAAAUAAAGCAACAACGUCAAUGAACACAAGCUUAGAUGGUCUUUGCCACUGUAUGUCUUAGGGCUAAAUGCAAAUCUGGCCACAUCAAGGCCAACUGAAGAAAAAUACCAAGGAUCAAAGACUCUAGUGAAAGCACAGAACCAUCCCAGAUCAUGAUAAUUGGAGGACAAGAUGGGACGAGAGGAAACAUGAUCACAAAGACAGAUGUCACCUUGCUCGAUUUCAAGAAUCAGAAAUAUUGCCCACACCCUCCUCAAUUGCCCUCUCCUAUUUACGGGGCUCCUAGUCUUUUGGUCGGUAAUAAACUCUGGCUUCUUGGUGGAUUCGACGGGAGUAACCGUGUGAAUAUGCAUAUUACCGAAUUCGACUUCAAAACUCUGACGUGGGGAAGUGCCGGAGAAUUUCCCGAAAAAUGGACAGACUUCACUAGCGCCCAAAUUCGGGACUCAUGGGUGUUUGUAAUGGGCGGCAGGAGAGGCUCCGACUUUGCAAGUGCACGCACGAUGGUUAUCUUUGCCAAUGGAACACAAGUAGAUGGACCAUCCCUACCAAUAGGAGCGUACGGGCCUUGUGGCGGGGGUUUAGACGAGGAUCAUAUCAUUUUGGUGGGCGGCAUCUUCGAAGGAAAUGGAAAAGAAACGCAUAUCUUGCAUUGGCCUAGUCAGCAAUGGGAGCGGAAGGCUGAUACUUCUCGCCGUACUUAUAGUGCGGCUUGUGAGCGGUUCACCAACAAGCAUGGUCAAAUCAGCUUUAUGGUUGUGGCAUCAACUUCUGAUAAACCGUAUAUCUACACUUGGGCAACCGAUACGUGGCAUUUUGGAGAAGCUUUUGCCACCAGUCUCUACAAAUCUUUCUUGUUUGAUUUUGAUGGGAAACUUUAUACCAGUGGAGGAUCUUUGCCCACUUGGAAUCAAGAUGUUGUUGCUGACAUUUUUGCAUUCAACCCUGAGAAUGAAAGAAACAUGGAGUCAAUACCCAAUAGAUCUGAAGAUGCCAAGGCGGGAGCAUUCGAUCCUCAAAGUACCUCCGGGAAUUUUUGAGUGCUGAUCUUAACCUUCGAACAAGCUAAAGGCUUAAUGUGCAUUGUUUUCAAGUGCAGAAUAACUGAAGGACAAGUGUUCAAUUGCAUGUACCGAAUUGAUGUGUUAAUAAAGUAAUAAAUGUUAAACUCUCAACCUUUUC
Messenger RNA from Tigriopus californicus, 1323 nucleotides. RefSeq lists its product as uncharacterized. NCBI's taxonomy places the organism in Eukaryota, Metazoa, Arthropoda, Copepoda, Harpacticoida, Harpacticidae. Bases 294 to 1181 code for a protein of 295 amino acids. The record is from RefSeq and is a predicted model, not a curated record. Gene Ontology annotation, molecular function: protein binding. The transcript is spliced from 5 exons.